AUGCGCUUGCUCAACGUCCACACCUUCAAAGUGCACGACUACGAAACGGGGCCGAGGCCGCCAUACAUCAUUGCUUCCCAUCUUCCCUGCCCAUUUACGUAUGGACCGACUGGCUGUGAAUUGAUACAUGCUGUAUUGACAACUCGAACGCUGCUGAAGUAUCCCGAGAGAUCGAUUCAAUGUUUCAUUGGUAUCGACAAGCGGUGCACUGUAUCGCAUACCUGCCGGAUGUUGAUGCCCAACACCCACUCGAAACGAGUGCCUGGUUCAGACGAGGCUGGACUCUGCAGGAGCUUCUCGCACCGUCUGCCAUUAUUUUUUUGGACUCGGCUUGGUCUUUCCUCGAUGAAGUCGUCAUUUACCGGCGAAGCAGCUGGUAAAGUGUUUGGUUGGACUGGGCCCAAUGUCCAAGUGCUGAACAGAAGGACAUCACAGCGCACUGGCAUCUCGGAAGAUAUACUAUGGAAUUUCAACAAGUCGAAACAGCUCAGCAUCAACCAGAGAAAACAAUGGAUGACUGGUCGGAUCACUACUGAGGAUGAAGACAUGGUCUAUGGCUAA
Messenger RNA from Fulvia fulva, 561 nucleotides. RefSeq lists its product as uncharacterized. Bases 1 to 561 code for a protein of 186 amino acids. The transcript is spliced from 2 exons. NCBI's taxonomy places the organism in Eukaryota, Fungi, Ascomycota, Dothideomycetes, Mycosphaerellales, Mycosphaerellaceae. The record is from RefSeq and is a predicted model, not a curated record.